CUGUUUAAAGCAACUCGUAGUGGACACUGGUAGUGUGCAGAUUUUGUAGUUCAAAAAUAUUGGUGGGAAGAGUCAAAGUGAAGUGAAAAAUGAAUAAAUUGUUCGUAGCAUUUUUCCUGGGUUUUUUCGUAGCAGUUUCUAGCGAAGGUCUAGUAUCGAAUGUGGUAAAAGGACUUACGUGUGCCUUUCCAAAUAAGGGUAGUGGUGGAAUUUUGGGCAACGCGGAAGCCUACAUAAACGACGCUGCUUUCGCUUGGAUUGAUGUAGCUAGAAAUACUAUUCCCUAUGUCAACGAUCCGAGAGGCACGGAGGCGUUGACCACAUGGAUCGAUGCUUCUCUUAAAUUCAACAUAGCAAUGAUUGCCGGCGACCAAGACGAAGCGUUCAGAUUGUUUGAUGUAUGCAAUGAGAGUUUCAAGUCAUUGGCUCCGUACCUGAGCAAACCGGAACUGUCAACGUUUUACUUGAAGAUUUACGACGAAUUUGGAGCCGUGAUCAAGACAAGAAAUUUAAAAGAAAUCAACGAAUAUAUGGUUGCAGCGUAUCCUCAAUUUAGAGAGGCAAUCGGUUGUAAAGUCAACGAAGGAGGAUUACCGUUACCGUUGAAUCCUUUGAAUUCUUUGAAUAUCUAAAGUCUGAGAAUUUAAUGGCUGCUCAAGCGAUAAGCCGAACUUUUUUGAAUCCCCACUUUUUUAUACUUCUCUAAUUAAACUUGUUUUCAGGUCAGUAAAA
Messenger RNA from Bradysia coprophila, 732 nucleotides. RefSeq lists its product as uncharacterized. The record is from RefSeq and is a predicted model, not a curated record. NCBI's taxonomy places the organism in Eukaryota, Metazoa, Arthropoda, Insecta, Diptera, Sciaridae.